Argiope bruennichi is the source of this 1569-nucleotide messenger RNA. RefSeq lists its product as uncharacterized. The transcript is spliced from 6 exons. The record is from RefSeq and is a predicted model, not a curated record. Gene Ontology annotation, molecular function: signaling receptor activity. NCBI's taxonomy places the organism in Eukaryota, Metazoa, Arthropoda, Arachnida, Araneae, Araneidae. The coding region runs from base 168 to 1115 and encodes 315 amino acids.
CCCAGAUACGUGGCAGAUACUGAGCGUCUUAGAAUGGUUGCCAUUCAUGCAGUUUGCGGAAGAAAUUAUCUUGCUUUACUGAUGUUCAGUCUAGACAAUUUUCAAAUAAUAGGGCUUGCUUUUAGCUAAAAUUUCAGUAGCCUUUAAAUUCAUUUACAUCUGGUCCAAUGUUUAAAGAAUAUGUUGGACAAGACAAAUUGCUCAAGAAAAGGAUAUUUAUAUUUAUUAUUAUUUUCACUGCUGUUGAAAUAGCAGACUGCGCUGAAAAGAAAACAUGUGAAAAGCCAUGGAGAACAUUCAAGAAUGUCUGCUUCAUGUUCUCAGAUACCAACACUCAAAAAUAUGAAGAAGCGCAAGCUUUCUGUUACAAGCAAGGUGGAUUCCUAGCAAGCAUUAGGAACAGCGGGGAGCAUGGUUUCAUUGUCAAGACCAUCCAAGGAAUGGGUUCUUCAUAUCAACGAGUUCGGUGGUUCAUAGGCCUUUACCAGUACGAACCAAAAGAUAACAAAGCAUACCGUUGGCUAGACGGCAGCGUUUCUGGCUUCAGGAAUUGGAUGACAUCUCAACCCAACUCUGUUUAUGAACGCUGUGCUAUGCUAGAUGGAAGCAAUGGUUUCAAAUGGAGAGAUGAAGUUUGCAAUAAUCGAGCGCUUUUCAUCUGUAGAAAAGACUUGGAUGAUAGUGGGUCAAUGAACUGCUUCAAGGGUAAGCCACCCCCUGCAAGCAUACUGCAAAAGAGAGGCAUAAGCGUCACAGAAUGCUUGGAGCACUGCAGGGGCCUGGGUUUUCCACUUGCUGGCCUCAUUCCUCACAAUUGUUUCUGUCUGGGAAAAGAAAAUUUGUCCAACAUGAAAGCUGCGUCCCGGCUGUCCUGUGACGGAAAUUGCGGAAACCAGCACUGCGGAAACAAAGACUUCAUAACCAUAUACAACCUCACUUAUUACAAGGAUACGGCAGAAUCGUGUGAAGAUCUUUCUCAGUUGGGGUUCUCGAGCCCAAGUACUUACGUUACCAAAGUAGGGGACGAGGAAAAGUUAAUGAACUGCUUCAGCGGUGAUGGUGAUUAUCUCCUUUUUAACUCAAAACACGCUCCAGGCAUGCACUUAGCCCUCUAGUUAGGAGUACAAUCUCUUUUAAAAACAGAAAAACAUCUUUUUUUAGUUUAAAAAAAAAUGAAAAUCUAUCAUUUUUUAAAUUAUAUUUUAUAUAAAAUGCAUGCAUUUUGACAAUACCUAGAUAUUUUUUUUUAUUUAAGCUUUUGAAUCGAUUUAGUUUUAAUUUUUCAUUAAUUUGAUAAAAGCUUACUGAAAUUCUUUAUAAUUUAAAAAAUACCUUGCAUCUUGAUUUUCACGACGAUCGCUAUUGAAACGACGCCAAGAAUAACGCCAAGCUAAAAACCCAAAGUGAAAGUGUGUAUGAUUGCUCUUAGUUUGGCUACUUUUUCUACAUGAUGUGGAAAUUUAUCGCGGUCACGGUGGAAAUCAAGUUGUACCAAAAAUAGAAAUUUUAUAUAAACUUGAUAGCUAAAAUUGGUAAUAUUCAGCUAAAAAAAUAACUGCAUAAAACUAA